UAUAAUUUCACAGCUUUAACAAAUACACUAUGGAAAGUAAGGGCUUGCAUUACCAAGAGACAAAAAAGUUACAGAACAAGGAGAAUACCGUAGUAGGUGAUGAAGAAGAGAAGAAGCAGAGGACGGACAGGCGGGGAGGAGAUAAUUCUAAAAGAAUAUAUUCAAAUUUUAUGAUGGAAAGUCUGAGAAAAAAUGAGAUUUGAUUGGAUAAUUACCUUAGAGAGAUGGGGAAAUACCUGAAAAACUCUGCAUUUGAAAGGAUCCAUAACAUCCCAAAUUUCUCAGAAGAUUCAAUAGAAAUUGCAUUAUUGGGAGGGGACAAGUAUAAUCUCAAUUUAAUGCAAAACAUCAAUAAGCUGAAGAUACCAAAUUUGGCUAACUAUCACAUAUUAAAAAUAACUUAUGACAAAUCUUGGAUUAAAAAAAUUACCAAGAACGAAUUUACCAGCAAGAUUGGUAAUGCUUUUCUAAGCAACAGGGGCGUAAACCCUAUAAGACUUUUUGAAAUUCCAAAAGAAAUAGACCAAAUCUUUCAAAGAGUUCUCAAUUCAGUUGCAAUAGAUAGGUUCCAAAUCAGCCAUAGAAACUUAGUAAGAGUAUUUAGUUUGUGCAGAGACAAAUCAGAGUUAAGGUUCUUUGACUGUAUAAUAUAUCUCAAAACUGUCCCUGAUUUAGCAAAAGCUCUUCCAACAUGCAAUAUACAGGAGUUAGAAUUUGAUAACUGAGGAGGUCCGCUCUUUGGAAACUGGGCACAGGACCCACAGCAGCUCGACAACUUAAUAAACGGCUUGGCCCAGUGCGAAUGUCUGAUCCAGUCUUUGACCAAGCUAAUAAUACGCAAGAGCUUCCUUGACAAGCAGGUUGUAGUCAAAGCUGUGAAGAAAUAUGGGCUUAAAGAUGUAGAAUUGUUUGUGUAG
This is a messenger RNA of Moneuplotes crassus, 917 nucleotides long. Lineage: Eukaryota; Ciliophora; Spirotrichea; Euplotida; Euplotidae. The record is from the annotation of a GenBank genome assembly.